UUUUUCUCAUACACUUCCAUUCUUCUCCUUUUUCUCUCCUCUUUCUUCUUCCUCUUCUUCUGCUGCUGCAACCUGCAAAACCUUCUUCGUUCCCGCGGCUCAAAACCCCAAAAGCCUCAACCACCGUAGCCUCGCCGGAGAACCCGACCCGGAUCGGAUCUGGGUGUGUAGAGCAUUCUCCGCUGGCCCCACUUUCUUGAGAGAGAAAGUGUGGUUGGGUCUGAUAGAGAGAGUGAAAAUGUACAAGAACCAGCUUCAGGAGCUGGCGCAACGGAGCUGCUUCAACCUCCCUUCCUACACGUGCCUCCGGGAAGGUCCCGAUCACGCGCCGCGCUUCAAGGCCACCGUUAACUUCAACGGCGAGACCUUCGAGACCCCUCACUACUGCUCCACGCUUCGCCAGGCGGAGCACUCCGCCGCUGAGGUGGCUCUCAAUUCACUCUCCCACCGUGGCCCCUCUCACUCCCUCGCCGCCAAGAUCCUCGAUGAGACGGGGGUCUACAAGAACCUCUUACAGGAAAUUGCGCAAAGGGUAGGGGCUCCAUUGCCACAAUACACAACAUUCAGGUCAGGCCUAGGACACCUACCUGUUUUCACUGGGACUGUAGAAUUAGCUGGCAUUACAUUUACUGGUGAACCUGCCAAGAGUAAGAAACAAGCAGAGAAAAAUGCAGCUAUGGCAGCAUGGUCGACUCUUAAGCAGUUGGCAAAAGAAACUUCAAGCUCUUCAACUGAACCAGAGAACAAUGAUGAAUUAGAACAGAUCACCAUAGCACGGGCCUUGUUGAACUUCCGUCUGAAGGAAAAGAUGACAAUGUCAAAUCCUAAUGCUCCAAUUCCAUUUCCGAAAAAGUUUCAGUUUCAAAAUCCCAGGCCAACUAGUCCUCAACCUCUGCCUGCUGCAACAUCAAAGAUACUUCCCCUAUUUUCCCAAAAGACAGCACCUCGAAGCAGGCAUCUAGUAACCGCAGCAGCCAGCAGUGGCAAUUCAGCAACACAACGAUACUAUUCUACACCAGAAAGCAGAGGGCCUUGUCGGCCGAAUUUCCCAGCAGUAGGAGCAGCACCUUAUGUUCCCAUUCGACAAAUGCGAUCACCUUGCCAAGGGAUCGCCCCUCCAGUGACUAUAAGGACUGCUGUACCUGUAUUCUCCCCACCACCGGCCACAGUGUCCCAUCAUCAAGUAAUGCAGGCUUCUUCUAUACGAGUUGCUCCUCCGGUCAAUAUUCGGCAAGCAGUUCCAGUAUACGCUGCUCCCCCAGCUCGGAUAGAUGAACCUGCUCCAAUCCGCAAAGAUAAAACUGAUGUUAAGGCUGAGAGCAUGAAGAUUGAAGAACCACCAACUGUAAAUGCCCCUAGCCAGGAAGAUAAAACUGACACUAAGAUGCAGAACAUUCCUCCAGAAUCUGAGACAAUGCAGAGCUUGUUGCAGCUGAGAAUUUGAUGUUCAUUGGUGUCACUUUUUUGUGAUGAACUAGAGAUUACAUCUCAUCUCAGCUUAUUAUGAGUGCUGUAAUAUCAUCCCUUCCUUUGUUGAAAUUCGACAGAUUAGCAUUAUCAGUCGAAUAUCUGAAAUUCAUGAGCAGGUUAUUAGCACAUAAUCUGCUCAUGUUUUUAUUUUUAAGUAUGUUGGUGAUAUGGUAGUAAUAGUAUAUCUGUUGAGCGAGCGAGCUUGAUUUAUUGCUCCUCCAUUUUGAGAUUA
Messenger RNA from Lotus japonicus, 1702 nucleotides. RefSeq names its product double-stranded RNA-binding protein 2. The coding region runs from base 239 to 1444 and encodes 401 amino acids. Gene Ontology annotation, molecular function: double-stranded RNA binding. The transcript has 3 exons. Lineage: Eukaryota; Viridiplantae; Streptophyta; Magnoliopsida; Fabales; Fabaceae. The record is from RefSeq and is a predicted model, not a curated record.